Paramecium pentaurelia is the source of this 3177-nucleotide messenger RNA. Lineage: Eukaryota; Ciliophora; Oligohymenophorea; Peniculida; Parameciidae. The record is from the annotation of a GenBank genome assembly.
AUGAAUGUUAAUUUAAUCUGUCCUUAGCACAAAUAACAAGUUAUCCAAGCCUGCAUUGAUUUAGAUUGCUCUGUGUUCCCUUUUAUGUGUAAAGUGUGUAUGACAGAUUAAAAAACCAUUUCUUAACAUACAAAACACAAUCAAUGUUUAAUACCCUACCAGUAAUAUGUAACAUUGGUAAGUAAAUAAAUUGAAGACUAACUUCAUGAUUCUAACAAAUAUAUUGAUCUUUUUAACAAAGAAUCUUAAGUUGUUUAAUAAAUUUUGUUAUCAGAUGAACAUUUGAAUAAUAUGGAAGGAUAUGUAAGAUCAUAAAAAUAAUAAAUUGAAUCUGAUAUCAACUAAGCCUUAGAAUCCAUCGUAUUACUAUUUGAAUUGCAUAAAACAGAACUAUUAAACAAACUAGAUCAAUAUCUCAAAAUAUACAAAAACAAUUUUUUUAUACUUAAAGAAUAACUAGAACCAAUACAUUUCCUUUUGACUAAGUGUAAAUAUUACUCAAAUGAAAAUAAUUUAAAAGUAAGAAUUAUCUGUAUUAUAGUAAAAAUUGCAUACUAAACCUGAUUUAGGAUCAUAAGUCAAAGUAUCAAUUAAAUAAAUGUCUAUUAUAAAGAAACCAGAAUAAUUAAAGUAAGUAUUGGAUAAAGUCAAGAAGGCUUAAGAAUUAUAAUAUAAUAAUGAGAAUUUCACAAAAUUGCUAACUGAUGCAAUGAAUUCAAUCAAAGAUUUCUAUAUUAAGAAUGUCAGUAUUCCAAAUCAAACACCAAUUGAAAUUUAACAAUAACCAAAUAUAUUAACUACUAUUCAAGCUAUAUCCUCUCCUCCAAUUAAAAGUAAAUCUAUGGAUGUAUCAAAUGCUGAUAAGGUGACAAUGUUAGAUGAUAACAAAACAGUUAUUUCUGCAGUCGAUACUAAAAUCUCUCUUUAAAGUUAAUUAUAACCAACAAUAAUUCCAAAUAUUAAUGUUUAAAUAUUAGAUAAUAGAAUAAUUGAAGAUGCUAAUCAAUCAAAAGUAAUAUUAUUUAUUAUUAUAUAUUUAGGGACAUUCAAAUUAAAGAUUCAGAAUAAAAAAGAAAUUAAGUAUUGAAUUCUAAGUUACUUCAUUGGCUUUAGUCAGUAAUGCAUCUGUUGCCUUAGGAUUAGCUGAUGGAACUGUCAAAUUAUUAGACAUGAGUACAAGCAAAGUUAGUUUUUAUCCUAAUACUUAUAUUUAACAUACUAAACCUGUUUGUCAAUUAUCAAUUUUAAAAUAAAAUAGGGGUACUAGAUUGGCAUCUUUAAGUGAUGAAAAUUAUGCAAUAAUAUGGACAUUAGGAGAAAAUUAUGUACCUUAUCCAGAGAGAAAAUUAAUUGGAUUCAAAUCUAAAUUAAAUAGAAUUAUGGAUAUUGCAGAUUCAUCACAUCUUCUUUGUUUGAGUGAUACUAAUCUAUAAGUUAUCAAUUAUCAUGAUAAUAGAAUUGCUUAUACUUUUGAUUUUAAAACUUAACUUAUUGAAUUCCUUUAUGUAAGUAAAUAUGAAAAAUUUGCUACCAUUUCUCAAGGGAAUAUAGUUUCAAUUUAUAGUUUAAAAAUGAAUAAUAAUUUGUAAGGAGCAAUGUUAUUAGUUAAUUGUGAAUUAGAAUGUAUACAACCAGCUCUUCCUNUAUCUGUAUUAUAGUAAAAAUUGCAUACUAAACCUGAUUUAGGAUCAUAAGUCAAAGUAUCAAUUAAAUAAAUGUCUAUUAUAAAGAAACCAGAAUAAUUAAAGUAAGUAUUGGAUAAAGUCAAGAAGGCUUAAGAAUUAUAAUAUAAUAAUGAGAAUUUCACAAAAUUGCUAACUGAUGCAAUGAAUUCAAUCAAAGAUUUCUAUAUUAAGAAUGUCAGUAUUCCAAAUCAAACACCAAUUGAAAUUUAACAAUAACCAAAUAUAUUAACUACUAUUCAAGCUAUAUCCUCUCCUCCAAUUAAAAGUAAAUCUAUGGAUGUAUCAAAUGCUGAUAAGGUGACAAUGUUAGAUGAUAACAAAACAGUUAUUUCUGCAGUCGAUACUAAAAUCUCUCUUUAAAGUUAAUUAUAACCAACAAUAAUUCCAAAUAUUAAUGUUUAAAUAUUAGAUAAUAGAAUAAUUGAAGAUGCUAAUCAAUCAAAAGUAAUAUUAUUUAUUAUUAUAUAUUUAGGGACAUUCAAAUUAAAGAUUCAGAAUAAAAAAGAAAUUAAGUAUUGAAUUCUAAGUUACUUCAUUGGCUUUAGUCAGUAAUGCAUCUGUUGCCUUAGGAUUAGCUGAUGGAACUGUCAAAUUAUUAGACAUGAGUACAAGCAAAGUUAGUUUUUAUCCUAAUACUUAUAUUUAACAUACUAAACCUGUUUGUCAAUUAUCAAUUUUAAAAUAAAAUAGGGGUACUAGAUUGGCAUCUUUAAGUGAUGAAAAUUAUGCAAUAAUAUGGACAUUAGGAGAAAAUUAUGUACCUUAUCCAGAGAGAAAAUUAAUUGGAUUCAAAUCUAAAUUAAAUAGAAUUAUGGAUAUUGCAGAUUCAUCACAUCUUCUUUGUUUGAGUGAUACUAAUCUAUAAGUUAUCAAUUAUCAUGAUAAUAGAAUUGCUUAUACUUUUGAUUUUAAAACUUAACUUAUUGAAUUCCUUUAUGUAAGUAAAUAUGAAAAAUUUGCUACCAUUUCUCAAGGGAAUAUAGUUUCAAUUUAUAGUUUAAAAAUGAAUAAUAAUUUGUAAGGAGCAAUGUUAUUAGUUAAUUGUGAAUUAGAAUGUAUACAACCAUCUCUUCCUAUCUCAAAUAUAAGCACAUGUAUUGCAACAGAAUACUUGAAUGAUAUAGUCAUCUGUUAUGGAUGUACUGAUGGAUCUGUUAAAUUAUUUAAUGUACUUAAAAACAUCUUAAUAGGUGAAUAUUAAGUAAGUUAUUAAUAAUUAUUUUUAAGUUAUUCAAUUCAAAGGUAUAGGAGAUGAUUAUUGUUAAAUAGCAUAAGCUUUUUAUUUUAGUAGCCUUUGCUGAAAGUUUAAAAUAAAUUAAAGCAAUAAUGAUAUAAGAGAGCAAAAUAAUUCCAAUUGAAAUGUUUGGUGAAUUGCUUGAAUGUCCUGCUAGGAGUGGCAAAAAUGUUCUUUAAACAUUUUUCAAAAAUAGAAGUUCAUUUUAUUUAUUGAGUGACUCAUAGAAAGACAUUGGAUUAUAUGAAUUAUGCUGAA